Molecule: messenger RNA, 777 nt
Organism: Cooperia oncophora
Lineage: Eukaryota; Metazoa; Nematoda; Chromadorea; Rhabditida; Trichostrongylidae
Source: the annotation of a GenBank genome assembly
AUGUGCACCCAACAGAAGCAUCUUAUGACAGUCUUCCGUCUCGGCGAAAAGGGUGGACAGGACGUCGAUCACGCGAUACUCAGCGCUCUCUUGAAGGGCCAAAAUUUAUCCCCUGCCGAUCAGCUCGCUCUGGCACUGGCAUGGAGUCGUGUCGACAUUGCACGUUCGGAUAUUUUCACCUCUGGACAGGACUGGCCACAGUCAGCACUCCAUAGCGCUAUGAUGGAAGCACUGAUUAAUGAUCGCGUUGAUUUCGUCCGUCUUCUACUGGAAAACGGUGUCAAUAUGCAACGAUUCCUCACUAUUGGACGACUGGAAGAACUAUAUAAUACGGACAAAGGACCCGCGAACACUCUGUACUACAUUGUAAGAGACGUUGUGAAGGUCCGGCAAGGGUAUCGGUACAAAUUGCCUCAUGUUGGACUAGUCAUCGAGAAACUGAUGGGGAAUGCGUACAAGUCGUCAUAUACUACGUCCGAAUUCCGGUCAAAGUAUAGUGCCUUUAUGAAGAAAUUUAGGGGACGAGGCAACGGUGGUAAAGGAGCACCUCCUGGCAGUGGCAGUACUGCUCGAUCUCGUGGCGGCUCCGGCGCUAUGUCACGCCAGUCAACGGAGCCGAGUGGAUUUCUUGGUGGAUUCGCGGCACCUCCUCCAGCGGAACCAAUAGCCGAAGGUGUAGCGGCAGCCAGUGGAAGUCGUGCGCUUUCCAACCAUAUUCUUUGGCGAUCAGCUUUUCGAAGAGAUGUGAGUUUAAUUGAUGGCACUAUAACUCAUUAG